AUGGCAAGCUUGAGUUCUGACAACAUCGGAAAGAAUUUCUUUGAGGAGGAAUUAGGUGAUGAAAGCGUGAUUCUCACAUUGGUUCCAGUUAACGAGGAACAUAAUGAAGAACAUCAACUGGAACCCAGUGUUUCUUCAACCUCAGAAGCCAAAUUGAUGACGCCUAGGACAAACGAUGAAGUUAAUCUUCCUCAAAUGAAUGAACAGUUCGAAGCACAAGGGCAAUCAGCUCUUUCCUUGCCCACCAUCUUGCCUUCAAUCAAUAAAGUGCGCCGCGACACUUUGCGGAACUGGUGCCAACAACUGAACUUGAGUAGCUACGGCAAGAAAAUAGAGGUUUAUCUGAGGCUCAAGGAAUAUGCUUACUCUGAAGAAAAACAAAGUACUGCUGAAUCGCCACAGGAGGCCACACUGCAGUCAUGUUCCAAGAGCUGCAAGAUGGUGACCAAGAGAGCAAGGAGUGAGAAAAGUUGUCAGAAGAGUAAGAGAGAGGAAGGGACCAGUUCAGGUGCAGUGACUAAUACGGUUGAAGUGACAACUUCAGCUCAGGAGGCCAUGUUGGCAGCUUGGUCAAGAAUUGCUGCAAGGGCUGUGCAGUCUCGGGCUGCAAAUUCACACGCCAUUCCUAUUUCUGCUGAGAAUUUUCUGCUGCAGACAUCUGGGGUCAGGUGGUGUGUGGUCCACGGUAGACCUCUCCUGGCAGACAAAAACGGCUGGGUUCGCCUGCAGUUCCAUGCAGGUCAGGCCUGGGUGCCUGACACUCCCAGGAAGAUGAUCUCUCUCUUACUGUUACCAGCCUGCACUUUCCCAUUCUCAGACCUAGAAGAUAAUAUGUUAUGCCCUGAAUGUGUUAAGAGGAAUAAAAGGAUGAUGGAAAGAUUAGUUAAAAUGAAGAAGAAAAAGCAACCUGGUUUGAACACUCUCAAAAAAGAAUCAACAGUGGAGACCUCACAGCUAAAUCAACUUGAAUCCCAGUGA
Messenger RNA from Molossus molossus (Pallas's mastiff bat), 978 nucleotides. RefSeq names its product developmental pluripotency associated 2 (gene DPPA2). The record is from RefSeq and is a predicted model, not a curated record. Gene Ontology annotation, molecular function: chromatin binding. The coding region runs from base 1 to 978 and encodes 325 amino acids. Gene Ontology annotation, biological process: system development. The transcript has 7 exons. Gene Ontology annotation, cellular component: nucleus. Lineage: Eukaryota; Metazoa; Chordata; Mammalia; Chiroptera; Molossidae.